CACGCUUUUUUUUUCUAAGUAGCAGUAGUAGGGUUAUUAAUGGUGGGGUUUUAACCGGUUGGUUCAAUGUAGAAACAAACCCUCAAAGGUUAAAAUUGGCGGAAGACGUAAACCAAAUCAAACCGAAGUAGCUUUGGUAAACCGGGUGGCGUUGAUUUUGACACGUGUCAUCUUCUGUAUGGCUACUCUCUUUGCUCGUGUCCUGUAAAUAAACCUGAUGCAGCGCGCUUGUUCGUCUUCACAGUUCUCAUUAUUUCCCGUGUCUUCUCUUCACUCGGGUGGCAUUUCGUCGAGAUCGAGUGUGUGGCUCGUUCCGGACGACAAAAACAUGCAUCCUCCUCUGACGCUGCACAGGCACCCAAUGUGUGCAGAUGUAAUCGAGGAAUUUCAAAAGUGUCAUAUAGACCAUCCCAUUGGGAAAUUCUUUGGAGAAUGCACAGAACUCAAAGUAAACCUUGAUCGCUGUUUCCGGCAGGAGAAAGCUGUGAAGCGGAAGGCUAACUUGGAAAAAAGCAAGGAACUUCAUGAAAGACUGAGAGCUAUGAGGAAGGAGACCACAGAGAGUGUAAAAGCUAACCAAGGAAGAAACCGGGUUCGAGUGAAAAACGAAGGAGAGGAAAUCGGGAUGAAAUUCAAAGAAAACAAGAAAGAAUUUAAGACAAGAUGGAUUGGAUGCUGAUCAUAUCAGGGGAAGAGGAGUUCAUCACUUUGUAUGGAGGAAACAAACAGUAGAUUCUUUUUUGCCCUUCUUGUUGUGUGCUAUGCUUUCAAAAUUAGAAACUAAGUAUCCGACAUAGGUAUAU
Tarenaya hassleriana is the source of this 803-nucleotide messenger RNA. Its product is annotated as COX assembly mitochondrial protein 1-like. Gene Ontology annotation, cellular component: mitochondrion. The transcript is spliced from 5 exons. The coding region runs from base 218 to 679 and encodes 153 amino acids. Lineage: Eukaryota; Viridiplantae; Streptophyta; Magnoliopsida; Brassicales; Cleomaceae. The record is from RefSeq and is a predicted model, not a curated record.